Parnassius mnemosyne (clouded apollo) is the source of this 2118-nucleotide messenger RNA. NCBI's taxonomy places the organism in Eukaryota, Metazoa, Arthropoda, Insecta, Lepidoptera, Papilionidae. The record is from the annotation of a GenBank genome assembly.
AUGACUGGAAAAAACAAAAGUAGCACUAUCACCACAGCUGGAAAUAAAAUCUGGUGGAUUACUUUCGGGGUCCUAUGUGGCGCUACAUUUGUUACCCGAUUUUAUAAGGUUUUGGAGCCUGAUCAUGUUUGUUGGGAUGAAACACACUUUGGUAAAAUGGCAAGCUGGUAUAUAAACAGAACGUUCUUCUUUGAUGUUCAUCCACCACUUGGCAAGAUGCUGAUUGCUCUUUCGGGGAAACUAACGGGGUACGAUGGCAAAUUCCCCUUUGAAAAACCAGGAGACAAAUAUAAUGGUGCUAACUAUGAGGGAAUGAGAAUUUUUUGUACGACAUUAGGAGCAUUAAUAAUUCCAUUAACUUUUCUUACAAUAUGGGAAAUGACAAAGUCUCUUGACGCUACCUUUAUUGGGACUAUUCUUUUAUUAUGUGAUGUCGGAUUUUUAACACUUAACAGAUACAUACUUCUCGAUCCGAUUUUGCUAUUUUUCAUGAGUUGUGCCAUAUAUGGUGCUUUCAAGGUUCGAACAUUAACGGACUCUGGACAGCCGCCUUUCUCUCCUCGCAUGCUGCUGUGGCAGGUUUUCCUAGGCUGGGCUCUCGCGUGCACUAUGUCCGUAAAGUUUGUUGGUUUGUUCGUCGUGUUAUUCGUUGGAUUGCGCACACUUGCCGACCUCUGGAACGUGCUGGGUGACUUAACUAAACCAGUGACACUGACGCUGAAACAUCUUAUCGGAAGAAGCAUAACCUUGAUUCUGUGGCCAAUAAUGCUGUACGUGUUUUUCUUUUGGAUUCACCUCACUGUCUUGAGCAAAAGCGGCAAUGGAGACGGAUUCUACUCUUCCGGAUUUCAGGCCCGUUUGGAAGGCAACAGUUUGCACAACGCCAGCGCGCCCAGGAUUGUGGCAUAUGGUGCUCUAAUCACACUAAAAAACCACCGAACUGGCGGUGGCUAUUUGCAUUCCCACCAUCACCUGUAUCCGGCAGGGGUGGGGGCUAGACAACAACAAAUAACAACGUACACGCACAAAGACGAUAACAACCGAUGGCUGAUCAAGCCGUACGAGCGCGAGCAGGUCGAGGGCGUGGUUCCUGUACGCAGCGGGGAGCUGGUGCGGCUGACCCACGCCGCCACUGGACGCAACCUGCACUCGCAUCGCGAACGAGCACCUAUCUCCGCCAAGUUUCUUCAAGUUACCGGUUAUGGAGAGGAUGGAAUCGGAGAUGCAAAUGACGUUUGGAAGAUUGUAGUUUCUGGUGGCAAAGAGGGCGAAGAAAUACAAACAGUGCGCAGCAAACUGAUGUUGGUGCAUUACUUGCAGGCUUGUGUAUUGACUACAACUGGCAAACAGCUUCCUAAAUGGGGUUAUGAGCAACAAGAAGUAGCAUGCAAUCCAAAUUUAAGAGACAAGAAUGCCUUGUGGAAUGUGGAGGACAAUUUAUUCGAUGAUUUACCAAAAGUGAGCUUCGAGGCGUACGCUUCUGGUUUUUUGGAGCGGUUCUUGGAGUCACACGCGGUUAUGUUCCAAGGCAACGCUGGUCUCAAGCCCAAGGAGGGCGAAGUCACCUCGCAGCCGUGGCAGUGGCCGAUUAAUUACAGAGGUCAGUUCUUCUCGGGCAGUGGUCACAGAAUAUACUUAUUAGGCAAUCCAGUAGUGUGGUGGACCAACCUACUUUUUCUAGUUGUUUUCUUCAUUAUUUACGUAAUAAACUCAAUUAAAGAGAAGAGAGCUGAAGCAUUUGGGAGGCCUAUACCAGAUGGGCCGGAGAGAUCAUUAUUAAACGCAGCCGGCUGGAGCUUUGUGGGCUGGGCGCUGCACUACGUGCCUUUCUGGGCAAUGGGUCGCGUUCUCUAUUUUCACCAUUACUUCCCUGCGUUAGUCUUCAGUUCAAUGCUUACUGGUAUUUUAACAGAAUACUUGCUCAGAAGCAUCAAGAGCUACUUAAGUUCGGAACUCGGGAGAACAAUAUACCAUUGUGCCAUGGGAGUCAUAAUUUCUACCACUGUGUACAGCUUCUAUCUGUUUUCUCCGUUGGCGUAUGGAAUGAGCGGGCCACUGGCACAUGAGCCGAAUUCCACCAUGUCGGGGUUGAAAUGGCUAGAAUCAUGGGAGUUCUGA